Messenger RNA from Ostrea edulis (European flat oyster), 4095 nucleotides. RefSeq names its product serine/threonine-protein kinase Sgk1-like. Gene Ontology annotation, molecular function: phosphatidylinositol binding; ATP binding; protein serine/threonine kinase activity. Gene Ontology annotation, biological process: protein phosphorylation. NCBI's taxonomy places the organism in Eukaryota, Metazoa, Mollusca, Bivalvia, Ostreida, Ostreidae. The transcript is spliced from 16 exons. Bases 1393 to 2889 code for a protein of 498 amino acids. The record is from RefSeq and is a predicted model, not a curated record.
AUCAUAUUCCCGAACCCGAUUGAGUUUUGAUCAUGCCGAUUAUAUUAUCAUACAACUUACAAGGAUAAAGAUGUUGAAGAUACAUCUUGAAAGAAGAUUGGAUGCUGGAAAUUGGAUAGAGAAGAGGGUUGCCAAAGUGACAAGUUGCCACAGAAUAUGGCUAUGUAACAGGAAGGGAGAAAAUGCAAUGAACAAGAUUCGAACUCAGGUCCCCCCCCCCCCCCCCCCCCCUUAGAAUCUCAAGUCAGAUGCUCUACCAACCGAGCCACAUACGAUCAAACCCGCCUGACCACUACAUUCCUCUCUCCCUAAAUGUCUUCACACUUUAAAGACAUAAACCCAGGAUCUUUAUCCCCAGGUAGGCAUUUUCACCUGUCAGUUCCAGGGGUUGGUCUACGGCACGUAAUGUAACGGGAAGGAAAAAAAUGCAACAGGCAGAAUUCGAACUCAGGCCACCUGAAUAUCUAGUCAUAUGCUUUACCAACAGAGCUAUCUGGCCACCAACAAUUGAACUUGUCUGACCGCCACAGAUAUCUGUUAUAGUACUACAUGUAGUAAUAACAACAAUUGAACUUGUCUGACCACCACAGAUAUCUGUUAUAGCACUACAUGUAGUAAUAACAACAAUUGAACUUGUCUGACCGCCACAGAUAUCUGUUAUAGUACUACAUAUAGUAAUAACAACAAUUGAACUUGUCUGACUGCCACAAAUAUUUGUUAUAGUACUACAUAUAGUAAUAACAACAAUUGAACUUGUCUGACCACCACAGAUAUCUGUUAUAGUACUACAUGUAGUAAUAACAACAAUUGAACUUGUCUGACCGCCACAGAUAUCUGUUAUAGUACUACAUGUAGUAAUAACAACAAUUGAACUUGUCUGACCGCCACAGAUAUCUGUUAUAGUACUACAUGUAGUAAUAACAACAAUUGAACUUGUCUGACCGCCACAGAUAUCUGUUAUAGUACUACAUGUAGUAAUAACAACAAUUGAACUUGUCUGACCGCCACAGAUAUCUGUUAUAGUACUACAUGUAGUAAUAACAACAAUUGAACUUAUCUGACUGCCACAGGUAUCCGUUAUAGUACUACAUAUAGUAUAACAACAAUUAGUACACGCCCUGUUUAUGUAAUUGGUCUUGACUAACAAUUUAUGUAUGUUAAUUCAAACUCCUUAAACAUGGAGAUGUUGACCCAUAUCAGCUAUAAUUACUCUGUACACAGAUCAGUCCUGUGAAUGGAAUUCAGAUAGUGACUGUUUACCCAGUGUUAUCAAGGUUUAUCCUGACUGCCUGUAGGUGCAGUACUAUGCUCUGGCGAUGCCCACCUCAUGUCAGCUGAUUAUAUUUUAUUCAGAGCAACAUCAACGCAGGGUAUAGUAAUUACAUUUUGAUCAUGAGUACAAAAGCCAGUGCUGGAUCAUUAGAGAAAGCAGAGGAAGAUUUGCCCUUUGUUAAAAUCUCUGGAACCCGGACAGUAGAAAAGGAGAAGAAAUAUGUGGUCUACAAAGUGGUUGUGAAUUUUGGGGACCAGUCUUGGUUCAUCUUCAGAAGAUACAAUGAAUUUCAUAGUCUGCAUGAAAAAUUGAAGAAACUGUUUCCAGAGGCAAGCCUGCGUCUUCCCGGGAAGAAGAUAUUUGGUAACCUAGACCCAGACUUCAUUCAACAGCGCCGUGAAGGCUUAGACAUCUUCAUACAGGAAUUGAUCACACAUCCUAAACUUUCACAGCUUCCUGAAGUGCGAGCGUUCCUGAAUCUUGAUAAUCCACGAAAUGUCCAGGACUCUGUAGACAACUUUGAUGAUUCUGAAGCUAUGAAUGGGAGAGAUGUUAACCCGGUCAAUUUAGGGCCCAGUGAGAAGAAAACUGUAAAACCCAGUGAUUUUGAAUUCCUUAAAGUUAUUGGAAAAGGCAGUUUUGGGAAAGUGCUAUUGGCUCGGAAUAAAAAUGAAGGGAACAUUUAUGCCAUCAAAGUGUUGCAAAAGCAGGCCAUCAUGAAAAGGAAUGAAGUGAAACACAUUAUGUCAGAACGGAAUGUACUGCUAAAAAAUGUCAAACAUCCAUUUCUAGUUGGACUUCACUACUCAUUCCAAACUGCAGAUAAAUUGUACUUUGUCUUGGAUUAUGUCAAUGGUGGUGAGAUGUUUUUCCAUCUCCAGCGGGAACGAUACUUUCCUGAGCAACGUGCCAAAUUUUAUGCUGCGGAAAUGGCCAGCGCUAUUGGUUACCUACAUUCCUUAAACAUUAUAUACAGAGAUCUCAAGCCAGAAAAUAUUCUCCUUGAUUCCAAGGGUCAUAUUACGCUGACAGACUUUGGUCUAUGUAAAGAAGGAAUUGAAGGCAUGGGAACAACAAACACCUUCUGUGGCACUCCUGAGUACCUGGCCCCUGAAGUGUUGAGGAAGCAGCCGUAUGAUAAAACAGUAGACUGGUGGUGCCUUGGUGCUGUCAUGUAUGAAAUGAUGUAUGGACUGCCACCAUUCUACAGCAGAGACACGGCAGAGAUGUAUGACAACAUCCUGUAUAAACCCCUCAGACUCCGAACCAACGUCUCGCAGUCUGCUAGGCAGAUACUAGAUGGGUUACUACAAAAAGAAAAAGAACAGCGACUCGGCUCCAAGAGAGAUUUCCAGGAGAUAAAGAAUCAUAAUUUCUUUGCGGAUAUCAACUGGGAUGAUCUUGAUGCCAAGAAAAUAAAUCCUCCUUACAACCCCAAUGUGAGUGGUCAGCUUGAUUUGAAACACUUUGACCCAGAAUUUGUCAGAGAACCUGUACCUGCCUCAGUUGGAAAGUCCAUGGGAAGUUGUAAGUUGGUUAGUGCAAGUGUGAUGGAGGCUGACAACAUGUUCCAGGGAUUCUCAUAUGUACCACCAGCAGAAGACGCUUUCAGCUAGGACCAACUGUCAUCAAACACCCCAGUGCAUCUAGUCUUGUGAUUGGUCACAAACUUCUUUCAUCACAUCCGAUUAAAAAGCUGAUAGGGCACUGCUGACCAGGAUUUUCCCUAGAAACCUGUACAUGUAGAGUUGUGGGUGGAUGCCUUUGAUUGGCCUUGAACUCUGACAGUUGGUUGUGAUUUAUUAUAAAGAGAAUUUUUGCUGGACUUAAUGCUGAGCUGCAUAAGAUAAUAACGCCAUGUUUUAGUGGUCCAGUGAAACAUAGUCUUUCACCGUCUGUUUCCGAGGAGUUGACUGGAGAAAUUGUUUUGGUUGGAUGAAAUUCAAAUCAAUGUGAGAGAGACCUCGUCAAAAUGCACAUUGUAUUAUGAUUGUUGAUUGACAGACUUUACCGGUACUUAUGAAUCAUUGAAAGCACAUGCAUUGUCAAAAUGUUCACAGGUGCCUUAACAUGGUAUAUUUUGUUACUUUCUUACUUCCCCUUUCAGAUGUAUUCCAGAUUAGCACAAAAUGUAUACUUAAUUACCCCUUGUAAAGUUUUUAUUGUUUUUGUGCUUUGCUAAUUGUUUUUGAAAGUGUUUGAAAAUUGACCAUAUUUUGUCAUGUACGAAAAUUUCAGGUCAGUUCCUAGGGCAUAUUUUUUAGGUGUAAGUUCCUGUUUCAAGAAUUUAAAUGUAUUCUGGAUUUGUUUGUUUUUUCAUUGCACUUUUUAUGUCGGUUAGCUGCCAGACUAGUAAGAAAUUAGUCGUUGCCUGUAAAAUAAGUAAUAAUGGUUUGUUUGAAUGCAUAAAACAAAACACAACGAUCUUGUUUUUACAUGUGAAUGACUGAUCCCAGUGUUAUAUUAGUACUGUACAUACAACAAAGACUGAUUACAUAUCAAAAUUCCUUUGUUAUUUUGAUAGCUAUUGUUCCUCAUUGUAUUUGUGUACAUGCCAGGAGUUUACAUAGACAUAGGUGCUGUGAUAAUGUUCUGCCGUCUUGUCAGUAUUGCUAGGGGCAGGCAACUGCUUGGUCUUCUCCGGUCGGGACACCCGACUGGGUAGUGAUAUUGUAAUUUUUUUUUUUAAUAACAUAUUGUUAUUUGUUGAAAUAUUAUUAUUAUUAUAAGGAAAGUAUGUAUAUAGAAUACUCAAUGUGCAAUUGAUUACAAUGUAUAAAAUCAAAUGACAAUAAUAAUAAUAAAAAAAAAAUUUAAUCAAA